Rodentolepis nana is the source of this 441-nucleotide messenger RNA. The record is from the annotation of a GenBank genome assembly. NCBI's taxonomy places the organism in Eukaryota, Metazoa, Platyhelminthes, Cestoda, Cyclophyllidea, Hymenolepididae.
AUGUCUACCAAACUCCUAAUAAAAAACCUCAGAAUUCCUCCUUUAACCAAAUUUUACGCACUAGAAACUAUUUCCAUUGUUUCUAUCAACUGUGUACCAAAAAUACCUUACUCGAGACUUUUACAACAUAGCAAUCAGCUUCUACUCUCCCCGCUCUUCUCUUCAGCUCCUUCACGGGUCAGCCGGUUCCUCAAGCCAGUACCUUCUGCAGCAAGCUGUCGAUCUAUUGCAUUUACGCCGCUAUUUAAUUCUUUACCACUCCUUAUUGGAGCACAAAAGUGGCCUAGUUUAUUCCUCAUUCCUACUCGCCGUUGUUCUGAUUCUGUUUGGCUUGUAGCUGUGGUCGAUCGACAUGAAAAUGAAGCAUGUCUUCGAAGCGAUGAUAUGAGACUUCGUAGAAGGCUUAGCGAAAUCUGUCUCAUAUCCGAUGGCGAACAAUAA